Candidula unifasciata is the source of this 1174-nucleotide messenger RNA. NCBI's taxonomy places the organism in Eukaryota, Metazoa, Mollusca, Gastropoda, Stylommatophora, Geomitridae. The record is from the annotation of a GenBank genome assembly.
AUCCAUUGACGGUCAAAACGAGGUCCUGGCCUCCAUCAACAGUUUCCAGAAAGCGGUCACAAACCACGUGAUGGACGCAAAAGUAACCGGAAGCAUGAAUGGCUCUUAUAGUGUGGACUCAAACUUGACCAUCCACUGGACGAACGCCAACUUCAGUUUAAACGGUGACUACUCCUGCACGUUCUUUGGCUUAAACCAGGAGAACCAAGAAAGGGAAAUUACCCAGAAAUUAACUGUACAGAUGCAAGACACAGACCCAGAAAUACGGGCAACUCCCAGUCAUGUAGUGGAAGGUUUCACGCCAUCUUUGAUCGUGGACUGCUCUCUCACAAAUCUGGCAGUAUACGAUACUUCAGAGUUACAGCAGAUUGAGAUUUCCUACAGUGAGAACGACACGAGCCGUCUGAUUGCAAAACUUGACGGAACUAGUCAGCUUACAGCCUCAACCAACGGCACAGUGUCUCUGGCAGAUGGAUGGGAAGUGAUCAGCACUUACUUUAAGGAUAGAUCCGCAUACCUUGCCGUGAAACUGCUGCAUCCGACCACCAAGGAUUCUGGCAGGUACACCUGUGAUGUCAGCACAAGUAAUUCCACGUCACGCAUUGGGAAAUCAGUCACCGUCACAGCUUCCGUGUCCAGCCAACAGUUCAUCUACGACAUCCUGACAGACCAGGAGAGUUUACAAGAUUACUACCUGUUUGCCUGUAACUUUGAGUAUGGGAUCUGUGGCCUCAACUUGUCCAGACCUAGUAAUCUAUCCAGCUGGACUCUGCUGCCCGACCGACUUCGUGGACAGGGUCUACAUUUUGGCGGUCCACGGCAAGAUGUUUUUGGGCACUACCUCUAUCUGGAAGAAUCCAGCCUGUACAAAAAUAUCCCAUUUACUGUCGAGACAAAGUUGAUACCUCCCAUCAGAAGAACCCUCUGCAUCAAUUUCUGGCUCUAUGUGUCGGGCAGUGUUCGGGAGCUUAAUAUUUACAUCAGACAGAACGGAGUUCUCUCUAAUGUGUACACCCAUGGAGGUUUCUUUAGCGGACCCUGGAGCCACGUAGAGACCGAACUCCCGCCUAUUACCCAGCCCUUCAGUGUGGUUAUCGAAUUCCAAGGCAGUUUCGUCUUCAAGGAUUUUAUCGCCAUUGAUGACCUCAUCAUUUCAGACUUCAACUGCGAGUAG